Molecule: messenger RNA, 1155 nt
Organism: Musa acuminata AAA Group (dessert banana)
Lineage: Eukaryota; Viridiplantae; Streptophyta; Magnoliopsida; Zingiberales; Musaceae
Product: EPIDERMAL PATTERNING FACTOR-like protein 2
Exons: 3
Coding region: 591-962 (123 amino acids)
Biological process (GO): stomatal complex development; guard cell differentiation
Source: RefSeq, a predicted model, not a curated record
AAGAGGAUGAAGAGGGAGAGCGAGAGAGAGAGAGAGAGAGAGAGAGAGAGGGACCAAAUCUGUACCAAGAACACACCUGAUCAUCGUCUUCUUUGCAGCGUUUGUUUCAGGUCCUUUAUUCUAUCUUCUAUCAGGCAUGUGGUUUUCUUCCUCCUCUUUUGUACCGCGACAACCUUUCCUCGCCGGUCACUUUACUCUCUGGGUGGGUGCCGCUGCUUUUCUUGCCGUUGGGCGAAGGUGUUUCAACCACGUACCUAUUUGUUCCAUUACUGCUCCACAGAUGGGACAUGGUUGAUGGAGAUCGCACUGCCCAUUUCCAACAAGAAUUGAAAGCACAGCUUGCCGACCUAAUCUUUUUCUGAGGAAGGAUUUAGUGCACGUUCCUUGUCUCGGAUCAGUCCAAUUGCCAGGUUGAACUAUCAUCUCUCUCUCUCUCUCUCUCUCUCUCUCUCUCUCUCUCUCACUCAUACACACACCCCACCCCCCCUAUAAAAGCAGAAGCAAGGCAAAGCACUGCCUCUCUCUCCCUCUCCUUCUAAAUUCGUCUCCCUGCAUAAGUCCUCGUAUACUCGGUUCAACUACAUCAAGUAAUGGGACUUCUCCACCCUAUCGACAGUCAGAGACCAUUCCAUCUUCUCCUCUUGGUGCUCAUCCUCUUGAGUUCAUCUCAUGUCAAGCUUUUGGUCGAAGGUAGAUCGGUGUUCAGGCUUCUCGAGUAUGCAGAUGGGAGAGGAGAGGAGAAGCUGAUGGUGAGAGCUUUGAUUGGAUCGAGACCGCCAAUCUGUGAGAGGAGGUGCAUGACCUGCGGCCAGUGUGAAGCAGUCCAAGUGCCAGUAAUCCCACAAGAGAGGAAUCCAACUCGGCGAUUCUGGGGUAUAGCCACUUUGAGGGGCGAUUACAGCUCCAACUACAAGCCCCUCAGCUGGAAAUGCAAAUGUGGGAACAGGAUAUUUAAUCCAUGACCCAUUGAACCCAGUCAACGCCAGAUUGAAUUGUGGAUAAUACUCCUCUUCUGUUUCUUCUUUAUGGAUCUCCUUCUUGCCAUUUGUUUAUCCUCCAGGCUUUGCUCAAUCAACCUUUCUAAGUUUUGGCUAUCGGACAUCAUCAUGUACUUACUACAUUUGACAUAAAAUACUUCCAUGUUUGGCCUCUGGU